AUGGAUGAUAUAGCUGAAUCAUAUGGAUGUAUGACGGCGAAUUGGCUGAGUGAACAACUGGCAGACUUUAUGUACACAUUUGAAGAUGAUCCUGAUGGGGUAUUUGUCGCCAAAGCAAAUGAUCUCUCCAAACAGUAUUGCAAAAAUGGUGAAGAUUUUAUAAGUGAAUUAAUCGCAUUUGCUACCAAUCAAAAGGAGACACAUGUGAAUCUUUCGAUAUUGGAUAAUUUUGAACAGCUGGUUCUUCAAAGAGCUGUUCAAAAUUUCAAGAAUGAGUCGUUCAGUAUCUCUAACAUGAAAAUUGCAUUUAACCAACAUAAUAAGAAUUCAUGGCUUGAUGAGAGUAGUAUAGCUGACAGUUGUAGUACGAUUGCAAACUUUUCGAACGAUGUUUUCACUUUGCCUAAAAAAUAUUUGGCUUUUACACCAAUCAGGAAAUCCGUAUCUGAUGCUGCAUAUCAGAAUCGGAAAAAUCCGGGCAAAGUUGUCGUAGAAUUCGCAGGCAAAAAUUUCACUGCAAAAAUAAAUAAUAGAACUAAAGAUAGCAAUGAAUGUAAAGUUGUUGUGGAAAAGCUCUACACUGAUGAUUACAAAAAUUUGUUACAAUAUGGUGCAGAGAAAGAUUUGGAGCAAGUUGAAGCACUUGUUACACGAGUACAGAAUUUGUGCGAUAUAAUCAAAGAAGAAAACGCAACAUUAAUUGACGAUGAACAAAUAGAUUCAUUAUCAUUAAUACGAAACAUAUAUUCGGGAUUCAUCGUGAAUACUACAGAAGAUCCAUUAGAUGCCUCAAAUUGUUCAUUGCAAUGCAUUGAUCAAAAUGCUGCUGUUAUAAACCUUGAUCUGAGCAAUCUUAAAGCUUAUUCAUUGUUCUCUGGGAAGUUGUGGGAUAAAUUUAUUUUAUUUCAUUAUCAACUCUAUACUUUUCUUGUUCAUUUAAUUGUUAGUUAUUUUCUUCUAUUACGGAUUGUUUCACUUCAUGGAGCUUUUGUUGGUGAUAAUUUUUUCCCGGAUGAAAUUUUCGAACCCAAAGAACCAUCGAUUGCAUCUCUUAAUAAACAAUCAAACAUUGAUCUGCUUCAUGUUUGGUGUGCCUGUGGACCAUUUACUUCUUCUAAAACUCUCUCUUAUGAACAGCUCUGCGAUCUAAUGGAAUUAGUGAAGAAGGAGCGACCUAAUAUUCUAAUUUUGAUUGGUCCAUUCAUUGAUCGAACAAGUCCAGUGGUAAAGUCACCUCAGUGUUGUUAUACAUACGAGGAUCUUAUGAAUAUGCUUCUUGCAAAAAUUGAUGAAGUCUUAUUAGGAACUGAUGUUCAAGUGUUAAUAGUUCCAAAUGGAAAAAAAGAUGCCGCAAUACGACCGUCAUUUCCUACUCCACCGUUUCGUUCACUUAAACAACGAAAGCAGCAAUUAAGCAAGAAUAUACUGCUUUUACCGGAUCCUGCCAUCGUUCGGAUUGCUGGUAUUGAAUUUGCUGUAACAGCGUCGGAAAUCAUCCAGCAUUUAGGAAGAGAUGAAAUAGGUCAUUCAGAUAGUUGUGAAGACCAUGAUCGAAUGUCUCGACUUGUUCGAGAUUUGUUCAGGCAGCGUUCUUUGUAUCCAUUGUAUCCUGCAGCUCAUGAUAUUACCUAUCGACUUCGUCAAGCUAUUGAACGCACAUCACUUUCUGCAAUACCUCACGUUACUAUUAUGCCGUCGGUACUUGCACCUACCGUUAAGGUAGUUGCCGGUUCAGUAUUUGUGAAUACCAAUGCAUUAGUACGUGGAAGCAGUGGUACAUUUAUGAAAUUAAAAAUUGAUCUCAAACAGAUUGAUCUUACAAAAGAGAAUUCGCAAACAUCAGUUGCUGACUUCUGCGAAGUACAAAUUGUGCAAUUGUGA
Molecule: messenger RNA, 1881 nt
Organism: Brugia pahangi
Lineage: Eukaryota; Metazoa; Nematoda; Chromadorea; Rhabditida; Onchocercidae
Source: the annotation of a GenBank genome assembly